AUGAUGGUGAAUACAUUCCCGUUCUGCGAAGAGUCCAAAUUGAGGGAUAAGGUGAUAUGGCGCUGUACGUCCAAGAAGACUAACUGUAAAGCCCGGAUUCACAUGCUAGGUACCAACGUGGUUGCCGUCAAGGGCAUGCACAACCACCCGCCUCUAAUUGAUUGCGAGGAAAUCGGCCAGUUUACGUUCAGUGGGAAACAGCAGAAGGCGAAGAUUAUAACAGGAGGAUAUGAAUUUGAGAAGGAGAGAGAGUUCCCGAACGGAAGGACGCGCUGGCGUUGUUCCCAUCACGCCAAAGCGUUCUUCUUGCCGUCGCGUGCUGGGAAAUCGGUGUUGAUAUUCCAAUCUAAUAAGUUUUGGGUGAACAAUCAGUAUCGGGAUAAAUUGAACUGGGCGUGCCGUGACAAGGACACUAAAGGCUGCCUGUGCAGGGUACAAACCACCAUGAAUGGUAGGUUUAUUCGCAUCAAGGGAGGUCAUAAUCACGAACCAAACUUCACACCGUUCAAUUUCGACGCUUCCACUACUGAAAAACCAGUCAACGAAUGGCAUACGCCUCUUAAAAUUGAAUGGAGUGUUUCCCGUUUUGGCAACCCUGUUUUGGUGGUGACUGGCGCGAGGUAUCGUCGUGUUGGAAGAAUUAUUUACGGGAGGGGAAUGUGGAAAUGUAUCAAGUCCGACCACGGGUGUAGGUCGUACGCUAUAACACAGAAUAAUCGUUUAGUGAUGGUUGGAUACCCGCACACCUACCACAACACGAAACUAGUACUAACUUCAAGGGUUUUAGUUGCAGGCACAGGUUUACCAGCAGAUGCUCCGCCUACACUGGGCUUGCCAUUCCCUUUCCCCUGCUUCCCGGGACAGUUCCGGUACUGCCUCAGCAAGCGAGGGAAACCAGCUAUCGAAGUGGGCGCUCAUCGUUUCUGCUUCAACGGUCGAGCUGCGAGUGGGAAAGUUUGGUGGCGUUGUUCCAGGAACCCGCGGUGUCGCGCCGCCGUACACACCUUCGGACUGAGGGUCGUCCAAAUGAACAGCGCUCACACUUGCGGUGUUCGAGCUACUCCUCUCCGACCCAUGUUUUAA
This is a messenger RNA of Danaus chrysippus (African queen), 1083 nucleotides long. The record is from the annotation of a GenBank genome assembly. Lineage: Eukaryota; Metazoa; Arthropoda; Insecta; Lepidoptera; Nymphalidae.